Chlamydomonas reinhardtii is the source of this 2484-nucleotide messenger RNA. RefSeq lists its product as uncharacterized. NCBI's taxonomy places the organism in Eukaryota, Viridiplantae, Chlorophyta, Chlorophyceae, Chlamydomonadales, Chlamydomonadaceae. Bases 230 to 1399 code for a protein of 389 amino acids. The transcript is spliced from 8 exons. The record is from RefSeq and is a predicted model, not a curated record.
GAUUUGACUUGAUUGCACGCGACUAUAGGCUGCCAGGUGCCCCCACAAAACCCUUUGCCUUUCACCUGUGUCAUUAUCUAGAGUCCAUUGUUACAACCACAUCCUCAUACUGCAAAGACGACAUCGCGUUUUACAAGUUGACAUUAGACGCCAGCGUGGCGAAACUGAUGGUAUGCGCGCUGGUGCCAGGACUCGCUCCCUGAACAAUCGCUCGUCGCUAGCCCACGCGAUGAUGGGUCCAUCAGCAAACCUCUAUCAUCCACGCGCGCCACCAGCGUGCACCAGCGGGCGUGUCGCGAACCCAGCGCUGCCACGGUACAGCCGCGCAGUGCACCCACGCCAACGCCCUUUGUGCCGCGCCGCGCCCGGAGAGCAAUCGCCCUGGGGCGCCGCACCCGCAGUCAGUGUUAUCACAACAACCUCACUAGCGGCAGGGGAUGGGGAGCCAGCGGUGCCCCCCGCGAGUGCCACCACAGCUACAACUCCCGCAGCUACUGCCGCCACUAAUGCUUCCGCGCCUGAGCCAUCAGGUGCGGCGGCUGGGCCGGCGGCUGUAGCAGGCGGCGGCGGGGCCGUGCCGUGGCUAGCGCUGCAGCCGCCGUUCACAUACAUGGCCGGUGCGGACGCGGCCCUCAGUGACGCCGAACCCAGCGGCCUAUCGCCCAUGUGGAAGCUGCUGCUGCUGAGUGACGGCUCCGUGACGCGGCACCUGCAGCUGCUCAGCGGGGCGCCGGUCACCGUGGAGUGUCUGUCCAUGGCCGCCGUGGGUGAGGGGCUGGCGGGCUGUCCGCCCGGCACACACCUCAUACCCGGGCCGAGGGUGCAGCGCCAGGUGGUGCUCCGCUGUAAACCCACAACCGCCACCGCCACAUCCGCCACCGCCACCCCAUCACCACCGCCGCCGCCCGAUGCCGACGCCAGGACCGGCGCCCGCCCUCCGGGCCCUGGCGGCGACCCCGCUGCGGGCGACCCCGCUGCGGGCGCUGCUGCUGCUGCUGCUGCUGCUGCUGACGCGGAUGGCGCGGGUGUGCCGCUGGUGUAUGCGUGCAGCUGGUGGGCGGCAGACACGGUGGAUGCCUACCUCACAGACCGCAGCAAGCCCAUCUGGAUCAGCCUCAGCCAGGGGCACGUGGAGCUGUACCGGGAGGUGCAUGCGCUGUUCCGGGGCCAGGCGCCGCCCGAGCUGGAGGACAUACUGGGGUGCAAGGGGCCGUUCUGGGGCCGGCACUACGUGUUCUGGUCCGCAGGCAAGCCGCUCACGCUCAUCUACGAGGUCUUCUCCCCGCGACUGGGCGCCUGGCUGGGGCCGCAAGAGCCGGCGGCAGCUGCGGCAGCGGCGGGCAGCAGCAGCGGCGGCGGCUGGGCGGCCGGGGCGCUGGAGGAGGGAGCAGGGCGCUAACAGCAGCGGGUGGCAGGACCCGCCACCCCAGCUCGUUCUGCAGCCCGCGGCGGCACCUGCAUAGGCACCGGUUGUAGCGGCAGUGCUGCUGGUGCUGGCGGCGGCUGCGGCGGCGGAGGAGGAGGAGAGGAGGGGAGGCGGAGAAUACGGAUCAGGCGGUGCCUCAGGGCUGAGGGGGGCGUGACGGAGGCGCGGCGGGGAGUUAGCAGGAGCGGCGGCGUGGCGGAGGGUUGGAGCGGCGGCAGCAGGAGCGCCGAAGCGGCUGGGAGCAGGAGAGGCCGGGAGUCGGAGCGGCCAGAGCAGGAGCGUACUGAAGCAGCAGGUGUGCGUGCGUGUGUGCGUGCGUGAGGGCGUGCAUGUGUGUGUACACUUGUGCUUCCGACUUAGCUGUAUGAUCUAUUCGGGUGGUGGCACUUACGUACCGUAUCAGUGUGCGCCACGGCCGAAGGCCCACUCUGCCACGCCUCAAACGCUACAAACGCCACGCGCGGGGCAGGCUGCAGAUGUGAUGCGGGUGGACACUCGAACUGGGUAUGUAUGGAAGGCAAGCCGCCCUGGUGCGUGUGGGAUGCGGAUUUCCGUGUAUGCCGCUGCAACUGCGUAGCCUGCCCCCACACACUCGACCCUGGCGACCCCCGCCGCAGCAUGCGCCCAACCCACACCUAACCGGCGUCACCGGGUGUGGUCGACGUGGAUUUCUUACGUACGCGUAACGGAAUUCGCAGUUAUUCGGGGUGAGUAGAGGCAUAAAGCGGUGGCGACGCUUGUGUGACGUGCUCCUUUCGUCGAUCGAUAAUGUGCCGCUCAAAGCACAAACAACUAAUUCUGGCAGUCGCAUGGCCAUGAGAUUUUGUCGCCAGGUGCGUCGUCGGUUUGGCAAAGCCGCAACAUUUAGACGCGCCCGCACUAGGACGCUGCAUUAUGCUCAUCAUAGUAUCAAAAACGCAUGUCGCACCGCGCGUCUUCUGCUCUGCCAGACCGGUCAGCCGGUCUGCAAUUCGGCAUCAUGCGCGGGAAGGUGCGAGUCGGAUCCAAUGGAUGCCCAACCGCCACAACCGCCGCCCACACCGGCUCCCGCAUAAAUU